CGCCUCCUCCGACAUGUCUCACUGUGGCCAUUUUACACGUCGUUCCCUGAAAAUAACACACCUCUCACACCUUCAACUUAACAACUUCGGGCCGGUCGCUGUCUGCAUGCAGUUGUGAAUAAAGGAUCCAGACGAGGAGCAGAGGCGGUGAUAAAGAUGGACUAUGACCGGAGGGGUGGGCGUGGUGACCGGAUCGGUCGCUAUGGUAACACUCACAACGAUCACAACUUUCGGGACAUGGACUACAGGGGUUAUGGCCAAGAGGACGAGGAGUCCGGUCUGGGAUACGACGGAGCCGGAAUGGAUGGGGACGAACAGUUCAGCCACGAGGAGCAGUCCCUGGGCGUCCACGACUUCCCACCCGGCUGUCCCCCGGACCACCCGGGGUUUCACCACAGAGGGGAAGACACCGGGCCUCAGGGAAAAGGGCUCAUGUGGCCACCAUGCCCCCCGCCACAGCCCGAUCUAGGCCAUCCCAUGGUCCAGAGAGAAGAGGACGGGGGGCCCAGGCGGGAGUUCGAGCAGUUACGGACUGGCCUGCAGGACAGAGGUCGGGGGAGAGGUGGACGAGGCUGCCGUGAAAAUACUGGUCCUCAUCUCGGGAGCAGAGAGGGCACCUGGGGCCACGGCGCUGCUCUUCCUGAACAUAUAGAAUUCAGAGAGGAGGACAGAUUCUCUCGAGGGACCGGAAAAAGGAGGACUUUUCCAGGGAGGCCGGACGAGCAGGAGGGUGGAAUUGUUGGUGCAGAGCUGUCACUUGAGGAAUUGGAUCAAAGGGACCAGGACUACCGUGCAGACCUCGAGCAUAACCAGAGACCCAGCAACAUCGUAAUGCUUCGCAUGCUGCCUCCCAGUGCCACCGCAAAUGAGAUCCGAGCGCAGCUUCAGGAGCAAGGGAUCCAGCCGAGAGAAGUCCGUCUUAUGAGAAACAAAUCUUCAGGUCAGAGCCGAGGAUUCGCCUUCGUCGAGUUUAAUGUCAUACAGGAGGCCACCCGCUGGAUGGAGACCAACCAGGGAGUGCUGCUGAUUAUGGGCCAGAGAGUGUCGAUGCACUACAGCGACCCCAAACCGCGUGCCAACGAGGACUGGCUCUGCAACAAGUGUGGUGUGCAGAACUUCAAAAGAAGAGAGAAAUGCUUCAAAUGCAACGUGCCUAAAUCAGAAGCUGAACUGAAGCUACCCCAGCUGCAAAGAGAUGUCCCCGUCGGUAUUCAGAAAGAAGGAACGCAAGGCCUUCUGCCCUUGCCAGCAGCCUAUCACGCCGCUGGGCCUCCUGUUGUUCCCGGGCAAGCUGCACAGCAGGCAGAUGUUGCCAAUGACACUCUCAUUCUGAGAAACCUUGGCCCACAUACUUCUGUGGAGACCAUUCUGUCAGCUCUUGCUCCGUUCGCCACUCUAGCACCUUCCAACGUUCGCCUGAUCAAGGACAAACACACACACCUCAACAGGGGAUUUGCCUUCCUGCAGCUCUCUACCAUAGUGGAGGCAUCUCAGCUGCUGCAGAUCUUACAAGCCCUCCAGCCGGCUCUCUCUAUUGACGGGAAGGCAAUCGUAGUGGAGUUCGCUAAAGGCUCCAAACGAGAUGUUUUUGUGACAGAUGGCAGCAGAGUGAGUGCAGCUACAGUGGCGAGCACAGCUAUAGCAGCUGCGCAGUGGGCUGUCACACAGGCGUCUCAGAAUGGAUCGGGUGGAGAUACAGCAGUCUACCAGCAGGGGGCAGCAGUAACAUACAGUCAGGAAGGGCAGGAGUACCCUGGGGCAGAUGGCUCCACAUUCAAGGCUCAGGCAGUUACCCGGGCUCCUGCCUUGCCGGGGGCAGCAGGAGCCCAGAAUGGGGUCUAUGCAGGAGCAACUGGAGCAGCUGUCAUGUCAUCUGAAGCGGUGAAAUCUGGGUCAGCCGUCAUGCAGCAGCCUCUCACUCAUACUCAGACUGCUGUCGCCACCACAGCCUCCACCACACCAGCCACGCAGGUUGAGAUCGUGGGAAAACCUCAACCAGCUACUCCCAGCCAACCUGCAACCCCGGGAACGGAGCAUGAGCUUCAGCAAUACCCUGUUCCAGAUGUGUCUACAUACCAUUAUGAUGAAAGCUCUGGUUACUACUACGACCCAUUCACAGGACUCUACUAUGACCCGAACUCCCAGUACUACUAUAACUCACACAGUCAGCAGUACAUGUACUGGGAUGGAGAGAAAAACACCUACAUUCCUGCAGCCAGCCAGUCAAACACUGAAGGUGGCCCGACAAGCGACGCCGCAGCGUCUUCUGAUAUGUUUGCCACAGCUGGAGGAAAGGAGAAGAAAGAUAAACCCAAGAGUAAAACUGCCCAGCAGAUUGCCAAAGACAUGGAGCGUUGGGCGAAGAGUCUCAAUAGACAAAAGGAGAACAUGCGCUCUGUCUCUUCAUCCCCUGCCGUCGGAUCUGCGGCGCUCCCUCCCGGUUUUGCUCGGUCAUCUGGUCACAACCGCCUGGAUGACCUGAGAGAGUCUGCGAGUGCUGAUGCAGGUUAUGCUGUUCUUGAAAAGAAGGGGGCGCUGUCUGAGCGGCCUCAGAUUUUCCUGGACCAGAUCAGACAAAGUACUGAACAUUCGCCUCCUCAGCAGCAGGGUCUGGUUCCCGCCUACAGCGGAGAAACCGACAGCGAAGACGAAGGCGGCGAGAGGGAUGAUAAGGAAGGGAGAAUGACGGACUGGGUCAAACUGGCGUGUCUGCUGUGUAGGAGGCAGUUUCCCAGCAAGGAGGCCCUCAUCAGGCACCAGCAGCUCUCCGAGCUGCACAAGCAAAACCUGGAGCAAAGAAGAAGCCAACAUGAAGCUGCCAGUAAAGAGCGACUGAUGGAUGGAUCUGGACCUCCUGACCCAAAGAAGAGGAGGUUCAGCCCCUUGGAUGGGAUCUCAGGCACGAGUCUCGGAGCUCGGAUGCUCCAGGGAGGCGUGAAAAGAGGACUUCUGUUGCGCAAUAUGCAAGUGGAGUGACGCUCCUUCCAGAGGAACUUCCUAACCCAGCACACAACUUCUUACCAUCAACGUCGUCUAGAUAUUUAUAGAAGAAGCUCUUGAUUUUUUGUUUUUGGUUUACAUUAGUUACCUCAAGAAUGGUAAUAGUCCUGUGAACUAAUCCUGUAGCAGUCCAUGUCAGGAUAUUGCACAGAUUGCACCUUUUUGCUUGCUUCCUGAACGAUGCAGUUUUCAGUUCUCACUUGCUAGUGAUAAACAGGAUUUCUUUGGUUGGGAAACAUUUGC
Molecule: messenger RNA, 3243 nt
Organism: Salarias fasciatus (jewelled blenny)
Lineage: Eukaryota; Metazoa; Chordata; Actinopteri; Blenniiformes; Blenniidae
Gene: rbm10
Product: RNA binding motif protein 10
Exons: 23
Coding region: 157-2976 (939 amino acids)
Biological process (GO): mRNA splicing, via spliceosome
Cellular component (GO): nucleus
Molecular function (GO): RNA binding
Source: RefSeq, a predicted model, not a curated record